This is a messenger RNA of Botrytis deweyae, 639 nucleotides long. RefSeq lists its product as uncharacterized. The coding region runs from base 1 to 639 and encodes 212 amino acids. The transcript has 4 exons. The record is from RefSeq and is a predicted model, not a curated record. Lineage: Eukaryota; Fungi; Ascomycota; Leotiomycetes; Helotiales; Sclerotiniaceae.
AUGCGUUCAACCAAUGUCAUUCUCGCAAUUCUUUCCCUCUUUUCUACCAUCUCUGCGCUUGCGGCUCCGAGAUCUGCAGCUUUCCAUGCGGGAUCGAAUGUGUUUGAGAAGGAUUGCCAAUGUUCUGCUAUGGGAUCCGUCUGCCACAAAGCAUCCCAUAUCAAUUGCUGCAAUGGAUUAUCCUGCGAAAUGAUGGAUAAUCCCAAUGGGGAUUAUGGUAUUUGUCGCGCGUCGAAUGAUCGUAAGAAGGAUGAGAAAUGCAUGUGUUCCAUGUCUGAUGAUAUUUUAGAUGUGUGUCAUCCAAAAUCCGACAUUAAUUGCUGUUUUGGUCUCUUUUGUGAUAUGACCAAUAACCCCAAUGGCGAUUAUGGAAAAUGUAAACCUUCGCAUGAGUCGAAGAAUCCACUCAAGAAAAUCGAAGAUGCGGAAAAAUGUUUGGAAUCGGGUUACUAUCAAGCAAUGCAUUGUAAUUUGCAAGGUGCACCACCAUGUUGCUCCGGAGCAAAAUGUAACAAGGUUGGAAGAUCCGAUAGCCCAAUGUUUAUGUGCGAAAAGGAAUCCGAUGAUCAAGAUGGUGAUGACAAGUGUUUGAAACCUGGUUGUAUGGUUACCCCUCCUCACUAUCUGCAUCAAUACUAA